This is a messenger RNA of Oryctolagus cuniculus (rabbit), 2877 nucleotides long. RefSeq names its product ubiquitin conjugating enzyme E2 L3 (gene UBE2L3). Lineage: Eukaryota; Metazoa; Chordata; Mammalia; Lagomorpha; Leporidae. The record is from RefSeq and is a predicted model, not a curated record.
CGCACCGGUGCUGCCCGACGCCCGCCCCGCUCGGCGACCCGCACACAGUAGGCGCUUCUCCGGGCGGCGCGCGCGCCCCGCCCCGCCCCGCCCCCGCUCCAGGAAGUGCGGGGGCUCCAGCCGCCCGGCCGGCCUCGAUGCAUUCUGGGAAAGCAGCAGCACCAGGUCCAAGAUGGCGGCCAGCAGGAGGCUGAUGAAGGAGCUUGAAGAGAUCCGCAAAUGUGGAAUGAAAAACUUCCGUAACAUCCAGGUUGAUGAAGCUAAUUUAUUGACUUGGCAAGGGCUUAUUGUUCCUGACAACCCUCCAUAUGACAAGGGAGCCUUCAGAAUCGAAAUCAACUUUCCAGCAGAGUACCCAUUCAAACCACCGAAGAUCACAUUUAAAACAAAGAUCUAUCACCCAAACAUUGAUGAAAAGGGGCAGGUCUGUCUGCCCGUAAUUAGUGCUGAAAACUGGAAGCCAGCAACCAAAACCGACCAAGUAAUCCAGUCCCUCAUAGCACUGGUGAACGACCCCCAGCCCGAGCACCCGCUCCGGGCCGACCUAGCUGAAGAAUACUCUAAGGACCGUAAAAAAUUCUGUAAGAAUGCUGAAGAGUUUACAAAGAAAUAUGGGGAGAAGCGACCUGUGGACUAAAGUCUGCCACGGAUGAUUCCAGCCAAUGUGAGCAGAGACCCCGAGCAGUGCCCUCAGACACCCCGCAAAGCAGGACUCUGUGGAAAAUUGACACGUGCCACCGCCUGGCGUCCGCUCGUGGCAGUUACUAACUUUCUACAGUUUUCUUAAUCAAAAGCGGUCUAGGUAACCUGUAAAGAAAGGAUUAAAAAUUUCAGAUGUUCUAGUUCUGCUCUCUUUGUUUCAAAAAUCACUGCUUCAAUCUAUUUCCAAAAAUGGUGUUUCUUUUCUUGUCCAAAUUUAUCCAAAAUCUUCAAGUUACAUUUAGUCCAUAAAGUUAAAAGGAAAAAAAAAAAAAAAAAAAACACAAAGGUUGUGGUUCCCCUGUCCCCCGGCCCUGCAGCUCCCACCUUCUCACAGCACUUGUUCACGCACCCCCCGACCCAGCCCUGUCUCCUCCAGAAAGGAGAGGAGACACCACCCAGUGUGGGAGUUAGUCCAAAUUCUCCCGAAUCCGCUCUAUAACAUCCUUUAAAAAGCCACAAAAGCCUCCAACCACCACCUCUCCCACCCCUCUCCCCUCAAAAAAAAAAAUUCCGUGGAAAGGGAGGCCCUGCUCUUGAGUGAAGCUCUGGCGAAUGUUACCACGGUGAUGCUGAUGAAAUGGGCACACACCCACUGCCUGUGUGCGUGACUGGACUGCGGCCUGGCCGGCCUGGCCUGCCCGGGAAGCCUGGUGACCCUGGAGGGAGGGCCUUCCAGCCCCAGGACAUUGCCGCAGCUGCUUGGGCCAGGAAUUACUCACCAGAAAGGCCCCCCUGCACCCCCCUGCCCCAAGGCCAAGGACGGCGCCUCUCCCUGCAGCCACUUCAGAAGAUCUGCUGGUCACUGUGGGCCAUGCGAAGCCAGGGCAGCCGCCCGGAAUUCCAAGGUCACCUGCCACCAGGCUGCAGCCGAAUGUGCCACGGAGCUCUGCCUCCACAGUGCAGCAGCCCACCGCAGCCCUCCCUCGGCCCAGUGCGACCCUCUGUGGGAUCGGAGUCCUUCCGGCACAGCCGCCGCCUGUCCAGCCCAGGAAUGAGAUGGCCUUCCUUCUCCCCUCUGGACUCACAGCCUUUGCCGAGUCAAGCUGCACUCGAAGCUCACUCAGUAAUAUCCUUUCAAUGUGUUUUAUAUUGUUUUGAUUGCCUUUUUUUGUAGAAAUAAAAAAUUGACCUUAGAAUUUAUCAUCAGACGAACUUUGUAAGGAUUUGAAUGUUGCUGUCUUUUGCAAGGCAAAAGCGGGACUGUCCCUGAACUAGCAGAGGAAACUUUACUCACUUGCACGCCCUGCUAACUCCCAGGGGCGGCGGCCGGCCGAGCGCCGCGUGUCACCACCUCUGUUUCUGCCACUGGCGGCUUCCCCUCUUGGCUGCCUGGGGACAGAAGCUGCUUUCUGUUUUAACUUUAGUUCUGUAAUGUGAGAUUCUGGGGCUCGCAGACACCUGAGGCCUGCGUGGAAGAGGCAGCGGUGGGUUAGGCAGUGGCGGCAUCGUCUGUGUGGUUGUCCAGGCGCGUGGCCCCUGAUGUGUGCGAAUGAGCCCAGCUUCUUUCUUUAGCGCUAGGGACGCGAGGGGCAGGUUUCUGGAGACCUUCUUGUGCCCAGGAUGGCAGGGGCACUGGGCCGGCGUUGCCACGUCGGCCUCUUCACGAGCAGAAAGGUGAUGGUGGAUUUUGUGUCACUCACACUCAGACUUGUAAUAAAAAUGCCAAAUCCUAUCGGGAGCUCUCCAGAUGAGCCACCGUUCCUUCCUGUCCAGAAAUAAUUGCCAUUCUUGGAAACUGUCCCAUUGCUUUGUAUUUUCUGCCAACCUAGCUCUGCCUGCCUGUCAAACCCCCUGCCCCGCACUGGUCUCUGCUCACCACGGGGAGGUUGCCCGUGUGCCGGCAGCAGAGCCCAGCUCUUCAAUCAGCAGGCGCUCAGGCCUCUGGCUUGGGUGGCUGGCUCCUUCCAGCCGCGCCCCGGGGCAGGCUUCGAACAAGCUGGCAGGCCGCCCUGGCUGCUCCAAAACCAAGAGGCUUAGGUCCUCCGGAGAAGGCGAGGGCUCGGCAUAGCCGCCCACCUGCCGCCGGCCCCAGGCUCGCUCAGGAGUUGCACCUCGCCCGUUUCCUGAAGUGCGCCGGGCCCUCCUGCUCUCUGCACCCCCAGCCAUGGCGGAGACUGGGCUUCUCUGAGAUGCUGCCGCCCGCUCUGCUGCCCUCAAUAAAAACGCUCUCCAGUG